Molecule: messenger RNA, 569 nt
Organism: Triticum urartu
Lineage: Eukaryota; Viridiplantae; Streptophyta; Magnoliopsida; Poales; Poaceae
Biological process (GO): embryo development ending in seed dormancy
Source: RefSeq, a predicted model, not a curated record
CUCAGCACCCGGAGAGAAGAAGGGAAACAAGAAGAAGACCAAGAAGCAGCAGCAGCAGCUAGCCAAAGCAAGAUACUUCACCAAGAUGGAGCACGCCAAGGAGAAGAUGAAGGACAGCGCGAGCGCGGCCAAGGCGAAGUCGACCAUCACGAAGGCCAAGGUGGCGGAGAAGGCCGAGGCGGCGACGGCGAGGUCGCACGACGAGCGCGAGCUGGCGCACGAGCGCGGCGCCGCCAAGGUCGCCGCCGCCGAGGCGCAGCUGCACCAGGACAAGGCCGCGCACCGCGAGGACGCCAUGUCGCACCACAUCCACAAGCACGGCGGCCACAAGCACGGCCAUAGCCACUGAUAUGAUGCGCAGGCUCGGCGCUUGCCUGCACGUGCGUACGUCGUGUGUGCUCUGGCUAGCGGCUAGCCUGUCAUGCAUCCAUGUGAUGUGAUUUUCGCUGUUCUUUUCACUACCGUACGUGUACGUGCGCGUGACGUUCGUGUUUCUGUUGUGUCGAUUUCGCACGUACGUACGUCGGGCUUAAUUAUCUCGGAGAUUAAAGACAAGAGCUAGCUGCUUC